Odobenus rosmarus divergens (Pacific walrus) is the source of this 3574-nucleotide messenger RNA. RefSeq names its product potassium voltage-gated channel, Shaw-related subfamily, member 2 (gene KCNC2). The transcript is spliced from 6 exons. Gene Ontology annotation, biological process: protein homooligomerization; potassium ion transmembrane transport. Bases 559 to 2406 code for a protein of 615 amino acids. The record is from RefSeq and is a predicted model, not a curated record. Gene Ontology annotation, cellular component: neuronal cell body membrane; dendrite membrane; voltage-gated potassium channel complex. NCBI's taxonomy places the organism in Eukaryota, Metazoa, Chordata, Mammalia, Carnivora, Odobenidae. Gene Ontology annotation, molecular function: protein binding; delayed rectifier potassium channel activity.
ACCCUUUCCUGAGCUCUGUGCUCUGGCGCGGGUGGUUGACGGCGAGUGGUGCGGAAGGGACAGCACUAGCAGCGGUUGCUUUCGGGGGAGAAACAAAACCUGCAGGUCCGGGUCGGGGCCGGGUGACUUCCCCUUCAAGUGGGUGAGCCGUCCUGACCUCCGGUCAGCUCCGCCGUGGCCGCGGCCAGCCGCUGUGCCGGCUCCCGGCGAGGUCGCGGAGCGCCGGCUGGACCCGCCCCGAGCUCCAUGGUUUGCCCAGCCCUGCGCGAUGGUGACUCUGGGCGCGGAGGUUGGCGCGGGGCGAGCCGGCAGCUCGCAGAAUGAAGGCGGGGAGCGCGGCCGGCGGCCGGCGGGGGCUGGCUCCGCGACCCCAGCGCCCCGAGAAGCGGCCCAACCACCUGAACCCGGAAAACGCCAACAAGUAGUUUCUCGUUGGAGAAGGGCGGCUCGGCUGGGUGUCAGGACUCAGUCCGGCUGCCCGGAGAACCUCGUCCACUCGGAAACCAAAGCAGAACCACUUUUCUGUCGGUCUCGUUAAGUCAUGUCUGAGCCACAGAGAUGGGCAAGAUCGAGAACAACGAGAGGGUGAUCCUCAAUGUCGGGGGCACCCGGCACGAAACCUACCGCAGCACCCUCAAGACCCUGCCUGGGACGCGCCUGGCCCUUCUCGCCGCCUCGGAGCCCCAGGGCGACUGCCUGACGGCGGCGGGCGACAAGCUGCAGCCGUCGCCCCCUUCGCUCUCGCCGCCGCCGCGACCGCCCCCGCUGUCCCCCGGGGCGGGCGGCUGCUUUGAGGGCGGCGCGGGCAACUGCAGUCCCCGAGGCGGCGGCGGCGGCGGCGGCGACCACCCCGGGGGCGGCCGCGAGUUCUUCUUCGACCGGCACCCGGGCGUCUUCGCUUAUGUGCUCAACUACUACCGCACCGGCAAGCUGCACUGCCCCGCCGACGUGUGCGGGCCGCUCUUCGAGGAGGAGCUGGCCUUCUGGGGCAUCGACGAGACGGACGUGGAGCCCUGCUGCUGGAUGACCUACCGGCAGCACCGCGACGCCGAGGAGGCGCUCGACAUCUUCGAGACCCCCGACCUCAUCGGCGGCGACCCCGGAGACGACGAGGACCUGGCGGCCAAGAGGUUGGGCAUCGAGGAUGCCGCGGGCCUGGGGGGCCCCGACGGCAAGUCUGGCCGCUGGAAGAGGCUGCAGCCCCGCAUGUGGGCCCUCUUCGAGGACCCCUACUCGUCCAGAGCCGCUAGGUUUAUUGCUUUUGCUUCUUUAUUCUUCAUCCUGGUUUCAAUCACAACCUUUUGCCUGGAGACACAUGAAGCUUUCAAUAUUGUUAAAAACAAGACAGAACCAGUCAUCAAUGGCACAAGUGUUGUUCUGCAAUAUGAAAUCGAAACGGAUCCUGCCUUGACGUAUGUAGAAGGAGUGUGUGUGGUGUGGUUUACUUUUGAAUUUUUAGUCCGUAUCGUUUUUUCCCCUAAUAAACUUGAAUUCAUCAAAAAUCUCUUGAAUAUCAUUGACUUUGUGGCCAUCCUACCCUUCUACUUAGAGGUGGGACUCAGUGGGCUGUCAUCCAAAGCUGCUAAAGAUGUACUUGGCUUCCUCAGGGUGGUAAGAUUUGUGAGGAUCCUGAGAAUCUUCAAGCUCACCCGCCAUUUUGUAGGUCUGAGGGUGCUUGGACACACUCUUCGAGCUAGUACUAAUGAAUUUUUGCUGCUGAUAAUCUUCCUGGCUCUAGGAGUUUUGAUAUUUGCUACCAUGAUCUACUAUGCCGAGAGAGUAGGAGCUCAACCUAACGACCCUUCAGCUAGUGAGCACACGCAGUUUAAAAACAUUCCAAUUGGCUUCUGGUGGGCUGUAGUGACCAUGACUACCUUGGGCUAUGGGGAUAUGUACCCCCAAACAUGGUCAGGGAUGCUGGUGGGAGCCCUGUGUGCUUUGGCUGGAGUGCUCACAAUAGCCAUGCCGGUGCCUGUCAUUGUCAACAACUUUGGAAUGUACUACUCCUUGGCAAUGGCGAAGCAGAAACUUCCAAGAAAAAGAAAGAAGCACAUCCCUCCUGCCCCUCAGGCAAGCUCACCUACUUUUUGCAAGACAGAAUUAAAUAUGGCCUGCAACAGCACACAGGGUGACACGUGUCUGGGCAAAGACAAUCGGCUUCUGGAACAUAACAGAUCAGUGUUAUCAGGUGACGACAGUACAGGAAGUGAGCCGCCAUUAUCACCCCCAGAAAGGCUCCCCAUCAGACGCUCUAGUACCAGAGACAAAAACAGAAGAGGGGAAACAUGUUUCCUACUGACGACAGGUGAUUACACGUGUGCUUCUGAUGGAGGGAUCAGGAAAGAUAACUGCAAAGAGGUUGUCAUUACUGGUUACACGCAAGCUGAGGCCAGAGCUCUUACUUAAUGGCUUGGGGAAGGCACAAAACAUGAGAGAAAGUGUUGUACAGAAUCUGUCAUGGAUUUCUGACUGCUGAAAAAGGGACAAUGGGAUUUAGCCACACCAAGGACUGUACCGGAAACAGACUUCUGCUGCUGAAUGUGCCCUGAUGCGACCAGGUAGCACUUGGAAGAGGUCCCUGCGUCUUCGCAAGGCAUUUAAAGCUAGAAAAAAACUGUGGCUGGAACUCAUUUGGUGCUCCCCAUAUGAGUGGUCUGCUGUGGACUGGCCAGUAGCUGUGAAACAAUUGUAAACACCAACACGUGGGCAUGGGUGGAUAGCGUCAGCCAUCUCACAUCCAAGGACACCAAGUCCAUGACCAACAUCUCUGAAGCUUCGAGUAAGGCCCGUACCUCUGUGAAUUGCCCCUCUCGGGCCUGCAGUAGAUCGUGCUGUGAAUCACACAAGGCAGUGAUAUUGGUGUAGUACAGACGUGUCCUAAUUUCCCUUCUUUCUCCUUUGUUGUUUGGAUCCAUGAACAUUGACGGUAUCUUUUUUUUUUUAUAUAAACCACUUAUGUUAUCAGCUUGUCUUUGUUGUGAAAUUUUCAGUGCCUAUUUAUCAAAACUGACCUGUUUUUUGUCACAUGUAUGUUUAGUUCUGGAAAAUCAUUAUGACUUUAAGAAAAAACUCACCAACAUUAUUCAUGGUUUAAGUCCUUUGUCAUUGUUACCUCAAUUAUAAAUAUUACAGAAAAUAAAAUUCUGGUGAUGAGAGUAUUUUUUUAUUAAAUGAUCAAGGAGUAAUGUCAGUAUAUAGUAGAGUAUUAAUCAAAUUAUAUCCUAAAAUGUAUAUUUUGCAUAAAAGAGAUAUUCUUCAAUCAAUUACUUUUUUGUGAGUUUUGUGGCAAACGAAACUUGUACUUGUCUUUAAAAUUGUUGUAGUCGAAACUGUGUAAGAAUUCUUCAUCUUGCUUAAUCAAUAUUUCCAGAAUCGAUUAGUUCCCCUGGGAUUCUGAAUAUAACAUAUAACCUAAUUAUGAACCUCUGUAUCGUGGACCUUUUGUGAACAUUUCAAGGUGCAUGCACAACCUUGGCGAUAACAGAUGGAUAUGUAACUAACUAAAAUGAAGAAUAAAAGGCAAAUAAGCUGGGGAUGAUCUUGACUCCUAUCUGAUUAAAUUAUUCAUAUUCUU